Messenger RNA from Orbilia oligospora ATCC 24927, 1833 nucleotides. RefSeq lists its product as uncharacterized. Lineage: Eukaryota; Fungi; Ascomycota; Orbiliomycetes; Orbiliales; Orbiliaceae. Bases 1 to 1833 code for a protein of 610 amino acids. The record is from RefSeq and is a predicted model, not a curated record. The transcript has a single exon.
AUGGCGGACACUGCUAUGGAUCAAAGCUUCGAUUCAUUCGUAGCAUCUCCAAGCCUCAAACGGAAACGCUCACGCCGAGGUUCAGAAGCCAUGAUAAAUCUUCGAACAGAAGCUGCCAAAGUCGUGAGGAAAAAGCUUGGGCUUCAUAUCGAACCAAGGAAGGUCACGAUCACCUGUAAGCCUUUUCCGAAAAGGAAAACGGUAUACCUAUGGAAUAUUAGCGGCGAUCUGGACGAAACAGAGCAAAAUAUUGUUGCACGAACAAUUAACAGCGAGUCUAUACAACGUCGCUACUUUCGGAGCUGGUCUGACCAUGAAAGAGAGCAACUCACUUCUUUGAUCAAAAGAGGGGCCAUUGUACCGGAAUAUUACAUCAACAAGGCUACUACGGGCCUCACACCGAGGCUUCGUAGAGUGGUUCAUACUUUGGGGAAUCCGUCGGAUUCGCAAUCUGCCGCAUGGGAGCUUGUGUCUAGUGACACCGAAGACGACGAGGAAGAUGCCGAAGGCGAAUAUCCAACGGAUUACCGGUCCAAAUUUAGUCAGGAUGGCCAGCUACAAGAGUCAACAAGUGAAGAGCAUCCCGCAAAACGCUCUCGAGAAUCGUCUACUGGAAACGAUAGCGGGCCCUCUCCCGAUAAACUCGUUCAAACUACAACUGGAAGCAUACCGGAGUCACAACCCAUGGUAACCCCGUUAAUUCUCCAGACUUCAUCAACGAUUCAAACAGCUACGAGAUGCUCUUUACGGCCUUCGCAAUCUCCUCACUCACGGGCUGUAUCGCCGGAAGCGAGUACCAGCCAGGGGCAUGACGUUAUAGAAGUCAUUCCCGCCCCUCCUCGCACAAUGUCCCUAAAUGCCAACGGCAUAUUAGAGCUCGACCCGAUGCCUCCUACAACAGUUCCUUCUCCCACCGUUUCGACAGCCGCGCCUAUUGCGGCCUCUCCAUUUACACCAAUCACCAAUAAUCUCGCCCUCUUUAUGGAUCCUAAUCAAAUCGAGAGGGCCCUCGAGGACGAAAAAAAUAACGAAAUGGCCAAAAACGCCAUUACAGAUAUGGAAAUCAUGAUGAAAGCCUUCAUAAGUCAUGCCACGAUCGGAUUCCUGAACCUACCGCGAGUAUUGAGCGAGAAACGCGUCCUAAUGCGAGAGAAGGAAGAGAAGGAAAGUCAUUACGAAGAGCGACUUAGCUUUUUGAAAAGGGAACUCGAAGGACAAGUGAAGCUCGCUUGUGACAAAGAAAGCAUGUUCAAAGGAAUAAUAUCUAGCCUGGAGACUGCAAACGCUAUUCGUAUCAAGGAGAAGGGAGACUUAGAGAAGCAAUAUACGACCCUUCAAGGCGAAGUAGACGCACAAGCUAUAGUGCGCAAGGGUAUGCAACAUCGAAUUGACGUUCUUGAAAAAGACCUUGCUAGAUCCAAAGUUUCGGAGAAGCAUCUUCAAGACAACGAGACUAUCAUGAAAGAUUGCUAUCAACGCCUCGGGGCUAAGCAUGAUAAGCUCAAAGAAACCGCCGACAUCGAAGCACAGGGACUAAAGCAAAGAAUCGAAGUCCUCGAAAGAGUGGAAUCCGAGUUCAACAAUCGUUCGGAUGCAUUGACUGAAGCCUAUAAAUCUAAAGAGGCUGCCCUUCAAGAGAAGAUAUUGGCUCUCGAAAGGAAGCAGUCCGAAUUAGAAAAUCGGUUAGAAGCGUCGGCCGAUACACACAAAUCCAAAGAAACGGUCCUCCAAGCAAAAAUAUCAGGCUUGGAAUCGAAACUACACGCAAUGGCUGAGAAACAGACAUUGCUUAAGAGUAUCUUGGAGGAUUCUAGCACCUUUCUCCAAACUUAA